Messenger RNA from Adineta ricciae, 825 nucleotides. The record is from the annotation of a GenBank genome assembly. NCBI's taxonomy places the organism in Eukaryota, Metazoa, Rotifera, Eurotatoria, Adinetida, Adinetidae.
AUGAACAACACAACGAGCCAAGUCACUGGAGCCUUGCCACAAGCAUUAGAAACAUUACGAAUCUGUACCGCCGUUUUAGGUAUCGUGGUGUACAGCACAGGAUUAACUGGUAAUACUCUGUCCUUGUUGCUUUUUAUUCAAAAAGAAUUACGUCAAGUAUCAACCGGUCAAGUUUUCCUCCUAUUAAACAUAUUCAGCACGAUUCACUUGUUCUCAUUGAUCGUAGAAUAUGUUGAUAGUAUUUAUCAAGUUCAAAUAAUCCCGAAUGCAAAGUUUCGUUGUCAGUUUAUACUAUGGCUACAAAAUGUGACACGUACGAUAUGUUCAUUUUUAGCUGCCACUGUCUCACUCGAUCGUUACAUCCGUUCGGAAUAUCCGAUGAAAUCACGCACAUGGUGCACAGUGGCAAACGUUAUAAAACUAUUUCUGUUCUACUGUUCAUUUUCGAUCAUAUUCUACACAUUCUUUUUUCAUCCGUUGAAUAUUUUCAACAAUCUUUAUCAAUGUUCGUUUCCUGUGCCCAGUACUUUUCGUCUGUUCGUUUUAAACUAUCUGCCACCCAUACGCUUUGUGCUAAUCUGUGUCAUGCCAGUUGCUAUCAUGAUUGGCUGCGGUAGAAAAAUGCUAUGGAAUAUUCAUCAAUCGAAAAGUCGCAUUUCACAACGAACUACACCAGCACAGCCUGGUGUGACAACUAUCGCUGCUCCAGCAUCCCAAGGAAGCAAUGUAACUGAAAAUACGAGAAAACGACGAGCGGCUAUUGAUUCAAUGUUAUUGAUGAUGGUUCUAUCGAAUGUGGUAGCAUAUCGGCAUAAGCGCGCGUAA